AUCACGAGAGGAUGACCAUCUACUGGAUUUCGGUCCUGGACCUGAACGAUGUAGCCCCAGUGCUGGAGCGAACUCUUGGGGUCUAUGAGGUCCAGCUACCUGAGAACCGGGAGGUGGGGGAGCGGACAGGUAUACGACUCCAGGUGUAUGACCCGGAUGUAGUUAACAACAUCACCUACGCCAUCGUGGAAGGUAAUGAGGAGCAGAAAUUCCGGGUUGACUCAAUAGGGGACGUGUUGGUGAACAAGCUGCUUGACUACGACCAUCCCGUCUUUGACAGAAAUUUCACGAUGAGGGUGCGUGUGAGUGACGGGAGGAACGAGCCAGCUGAGACAGACAUCACCAUCGCAGUAGCCAACGUGAACGACCUCCAACCCGUGUUUGAGCACAGUAACUACACCUUCAGCGUCACCGAGAACACUGACUGCUCCGUGGUGCUGGGCAAGGUGUCAGCGCUGGAUCCUGAUCUCCCGUCGACAGCCAAUCAGAACAUCCUCUACUACCUGUCGCCCGCUGAAUUGAGAAACUUCAGUAUAGGAGACCGAUCAGGACAACUGAUUAUGAAGGGCUGCCUGGACAGAGAGGCAGCGAUUCGUGGCACCAUCACCCUCUACCCACGAGCCAACGAUGAAGGGGGCAAAGGUCACGAUGCUGACCCUGCUACCGUACACGUCAUCAUUAAUGAUCUCAACGAUAACUACCCACACUUCCUCAGGCCGGCUCACAGCUACGCAAGGAUACUGGAGAAUAUGGAGCCACACCUCGUCGAGUCGGUUAUUAUAGAACUGGGGGACUUGGACAGCGAGGUGAACGGCUGCCCUUGUUCCCUUGAGUUUCAUGCCGGGACUCCAACCAGUGUACUUGAGACGUUUAAUCUCACUCCUAUGGAAGGGUCUCGGUACAGGUUGAGGCCCAUUACGGUACUGGACCGGGAACAGCAGAAGGUGUACCGGUUACCCUUCACGGCCCGGGACAGCAGAGGACUGGCAGGUACCCGGUACUUGACUAUAGAAGUUGGUGACGAGAAUGAUUCCCCAAUGACUGACGGCGCCAACACUAUUAAGGUGUACAACUACCAGGGCCAGUUUCCCGCCAUGGUUGUCGGGGCUGUGUACGUAACAGAUGAUGACGACCACGACCGUCAAGACAAGACCUUCGAGGUUGACGCCAGUACCUCACCCGAAGUCGCCUCUCACUUCAAGGUCGACCUCUACACCGGCAACAUCACCAUGCUUAAAGGAACACCUGCCGGAACACAUGUGCUGAGGGUCAAGGUACACGACAACUUCCGGCGAGAGAUGGCCAUUGGACAGACAACCAUCAGCGUAGUGGACUUGACACUGUCAGCGGUGAUGCAGUCUGGCUCCCUGAGGCUGGCUAACACUACCUCCCACACCAUGUUGCUACAGCGCCAGCCUAGUGCCUUGGGGACUAGCUUGUACGAGCGCCUCAAGAAGCAGAUAGCGAGGAUCCAUGGCAUCCCGGAGGCGCAAGUGGACGUGUUCGCGUUGAAGGACGUGGAAGGCGUAGGCGUGGACGUGCGCUACAACUGCCACGGGUCACCAUACUAUACGGCGGCGCGCCUCGACGGUGUUAUGUUGAGGAGGAGGAGGCAGGUCUCGGAGGCCCUGGGCGUGGACAUCCCCCUCGUGGAUAUCAACCUGUGCCUAUAUGAGGUCACCUCCCCUUGUGGCACAAAGAGCUGUCAACACACUAUGCGUCCCAACCUGACGUCGCCCCUCGUCAUCUCCAGCGACACGGCCACGGUCGUCGGGGUCGACAUCGACGACGACUACGCCUGCGACUGUGGAGCCCUGGAGCCUCUGCCCUCUGUGUGCUUCUCCGGGUUCUGCUACAACGGAGGAACAUGUUCAGUGAAGAACAACACGCUCACUUGUAGUUGUCUGGACGGUAGUAACUACGGUCCACGGUGUGAGCUUUUGACGGCGAGGUUCGAGAGAGGGUUCGCCUGGUAUGAGCCUCUGACGGUGUGCGAGCACUCGUUCCUCUCUGUCAUCUUUGAGACCAACGACGAGAGUGGCGUCCUCUUGUACACUGGACCGACGGUGUUGUCUCCCUGGCCACUCUACCCUCGAGACUUUCUCUACGUCGUCCUCCAAGGUUGGGUGGUGGAGACGUUCCUAGACUUGGGGACAGGAACUCUCAACAUCUCCAUACCAAUAGAACCUUGCACCGACCAAGCUUUCGAGUACACCAUCUCUUGGAACGAAGGCAGCAUCACUGUUGAGAUCAUUAACUGUGGUAUCAACGCCACGAUGGACACGGUAGAUCCUUGCAAGAAGACCGUGCCCCUAGCGAGGCUCUCCGGCACACCCAGUCACUUACUCAACGUCCAGGGACCCUUACAGAUCGGGGGCGUGGCAGCCAUGGUGAGCUUCCCACAGUUAGCGACUUCCUACGGCUGGACUAUGGUACCUCCAGCUAUAUACCCCUUCAGCGGCUGCGUCCUCGAGGUGCGUCACAACGACUAUAUCUACGACCUAAAUGCCACAGACUUCAGCAAGCAGACCUUUCAGCCGUGCGACGCUCCUAGGACCUCCCGAGUCGUACUUGGUCAGCAGUCCAUCAUCAUCAUCCUCGCCAGCCUCCUGUGUCUCCUACUACUGGUCAUAGUGAUCCUGUGUCUGGCCCGUCGAGGCAGGAAGUCCAUCUCGUACCCAGACCUUGACCGGGAACUGGUGAAGGAGACGAUGGGAGGAACAGACGUGGAGGGUUUUGGCGAGAAAGACGUCACCCACUUCGACCUCAAGUUCCUACAAGUUACUCCUGACGGUUAUCUCGUUGGAGACGAGAAUGAGGGAGCUCUGCCAGACGUAGCACAGGACGCAUGUCAGAGGCUUACAGCACCCUUGGCCGAGAUGCCCGAAGGUCUUAGUAUUGGUGACUUUAUCAAGGAGAAUAUUGUCAAGGUGGACCAGCAACACCAGGAUGUUGACGACGUGCGCCACUACAAUGCCCAGGGGGAUGAGAUGUCGGCGGCCUCUCUUUCCUCCCUCGCCUCUGGGUCGUCCAGGAGUGAAGUGCUUUACGACUACCGCAAUGACUGGGGUCAACGCUUCGAGAAACUAGCCCAGAUCUACGCGCCGGAGUCGGACGCAGAGGAGGACAGCGAGUACGAGUUUCCGGAUAUUCCCAGCCAACCCAGGAGUCAUUUCUUGAGUCCAGAGUCUGCUAAAACACAUAAAAAUGAGCCUCAGCUUUCCUCGCCUGACUCUCAGCGGAAGUGUGAGUCACCUUCUGCUCCAGCGACUGAGAGGAACACCAGUGGAUCGUCACCAACAUCCUCAGACAUGAAUAGCACUGCGUCGACAACCACUAAUGACCAAGGCAAGAGCGGGGAGUCAACAGCACCUGUGGUAAAUGACAGGAGUAAAAGCAAGUCUCCUGUGUCUUCCCCGACCACUAAAGUGAAGAUCGAUUCUCCAACUUCUAGUUUACAAGUCGCCCGGAAGACAGACUCACCUUCCUCCUCCUCGCUGACCAACAAACACAAAACAGAUUCGCCCUCCUCCUCCCCGCUGACCAACAGACACAAAACAGAUUCACCCACCUCCUCCCCACUGACCAACAGACACAAAACAGAUUCACCCACCUCCUCCCCACUGACCAAUAGACCUAACAAAGUAGAUACGCCGCCGUCUCCUCUUUUAGCCAAUAAACACAAAAUUGACUCACCAUCUUCCUAUCUAUCUAGAAAACAAAAUAUCGAGCCCCCGUCGUCACCUUUACACAAUAAGCAGAGUUCCAAGCCUCCAACUUCCCCUCUAGCGAACACGGAUAACAAAGGUCAACCUUUAUCUUCUAUAGUCAGCAGAUAUAGCAAUGAUUCCUCCGUCACUACCAUCAGCAACCUAUACAAGAGUCCUGCCCAGAGGUCCUUAGAGGCCAAUAGGAAUAAAACAUUACCCAAAAGCUUCUCGAAGAAGCCGAAAGAAACUACUGCCAACGGCGCCGUGACAAGUACCUUAGGGCGCACGAGGACACCUGGGCUGAAGACUGGCCAAGACGCCCCAGACUCCAGGAAGAAGGAUUACCAUGAAGCUGUUAACCCCAUGGCGACAGUUCGCCCAGGCAAAGGGAUAGAGACUUGGUGCUAGCUAGACCCACUACUAGUUACUCCACCAUACAUGUAACAACUUUAUUACUCAAAGCUUUCUUAAUGUGGGAUGUUGAACCCCGUGAUGGAGGUGAGAAGAGACACACUUACAUACAUACUCCUUGCUCAAAGCAUUCCUCGAGGGUAAACAUUUUAAAACAUUCCUGCUAGGAUUAGUGAUGACUAGUUUUUAACAUAGUUCCAACCCAUCUUAACCAAUAUAGGAGGUUGUGAUAAGGUUGGCUCACACCUCUCCUUAAGUUUGUGCUCUAAAUCAUCACCAAUGACCUAGGUUACAUAAUCCCCCCAAAUCUUGCAUUAUAACACUGAAAUUAAAUACUGACACAAGCACCUAACUCGCCUAAAGCGUCUGUAGCAUCUUAGGUCAGUUGUUGAGGUAAAUUGGAUAGCAUUUACAUGAUAUAUCUUAAUCAAUGUUUAUAUCAAAUUAAUGGGAUGAAUAAAUCAACAAAACACUGAUGUUAAUAAAACAACAAGCGGUAAGUGUCGUGCAUGAUGUGUAUCAACAAGAGACUGCACUACACGACAGUCGCACUCAGCUGAUCUUACACCAUGACAAAAUCAACUACACGUAUGACAGACACCGUAACCAUAUCUAUUAUGCACAACCACGUGUACCUGCCAGUUGUACGUCACAAAUGGUACUAACUGGAUAUAUAAAACAAUAUUUCUUUUUCAUAUUGUACCACCAGCGACCACGUGUCCGAAAAAGGUCUUUGAGUGAUGCACAAACACGAGUGACUAAGCAAAGCAAGAUUGGAUGUGUGACCUCCCUUAUACCUCUCCCUUGUGUGCGAUCAUCUCUCUCUCUCUCUCUCUCUCUCUCUCUCUCUCUCUCUCUCUCUCUCUCUCUCUCUCUCUCUCUCUCUCUC
Molecule: messenger RNA, 5010 nt
Organism: Homarus americanus (American lobster)
Lineage: Eukaryota; Metazoa; Arthropoda; Malacostraca; Decapoda; Nephropidae
Product: neural-cadherin-like
Biological process (GO): homophilic cell-cell adhesion
Cellular component (GO): plasma membrane
Molecular function (GO): calcium ion binding
Source: RefSeq, a predicted model, not a curated record